CACAUUCUUUUCAUAUCCACUUCUCAUUUCAUCUUCCUUUGCUAACUUAAUAAGCUAGCUAGUCUUCCUCAUAUCCCUUCUUUUUACUCCCUUCAAAUAAAACACAAUCUUAAUAAUGGGUGUAUUCACAUACACAUUGGCUGACAUCACCAGCCCGGUUGCUGCGCCGCGGUUGUUCCAAGCUUUAGCCAUUGACAACCACAACUUGAUGCCUAAGGUUGUGCCUCAUUUGGUUAAAUCUGUUGAGUUUGUUGAAGGUGACUCCACCACCGUUGGUUGUGUCAAGCAGAUCAAUCUCCCCGACGAGGCUCCAUUCAAAUAUGUGAAAAACAGAGUGGACGAGAUCGAUGCCAGUAACUUGUACCUAAAGUACACUUGCAUUGAAGGAGAUGUGUUUCCUGAAACAGUAGAGUACGUUGUGUAUGAGGAUAAGUACGAGCCAUCAGAGGCCGGAACAAGGUGCAAGAUGGUGGCACACUAUCACUUGAAGGGUGAUAAUGUGAUGAAGGAUGAUGACCUUGUAAAGGCCAAAGAAGGAAUUCAGAAGAUAUUCAAGGCUGUUGAAGACCAUCUCAUUGCUAACCCUCAAGUUUAUGCUUGAACGUAACUAAUACAAAUAUGAUCCAAAGUUUAAUGAGUGAUAAUGUUUCCAAUUGUAACAAAAAAUAAAGUAUUUAAAAAUGAGAUAAUGUAGUGUGUGUGAAUCUGGGGUGAUGUUUUGAGAAAAUUAAUUAAUAAUAUUUGAGAAAGCAUUGUUAGUGAA
Molecule: messenger RNA, 763 nt
Organism: Spinacia oleracea (spinach)
Lineage: Eukaryota; Viridiplantae; Streptophyta; Magnoliopsida; Caryophyllales; Amaranthaceae
Product: pathogenesis-related protein STH-21-like
Exons: 2
Coding region: 116-601 (161 amino acids)
Biological process (GO): abscisic acid-activated signaling pathway; defense response
Cellular component (GO): cytoplasm; nucleus
Molecular function (GO): signaling receptor activity; protein phosphatase inhibitor activity; abscisic acid binding
Source: RefSeq, a predicted model, not a curated record